Messenger RNA from Cloeon dipterum, 1483 nucleotides. RefSeq lists its product as uncharacterized. Gene Ontology annotation, cellular component: nucleolus. Lineage: Eukaryota; Metazoa; Arthropoda; Insecta; Ephemeroptera; Baetidae. The coding region runs from base 174 to 1451 and encodes 425 amino acids. Gene Ontology annotation, molecular function: nucleic acid binding; zinc ion binding. The transcript is spliced from 2 exons. The record is from RefSeq and is a predicted model, not a curated record.
UUUUCAUGAUCAAUGAUAGAGAAUGUAGAAUACACGCACGCUUCACUCCCACUCACAUGUUGCGUGGAUUGUUCUGUGCGUUUGGAAUUUAGCAAGAAACGAGGCAAUAGAUUAUUUUCAGUUUAAUUUGGUUAAUUUGUGGAAGUUGGUAUACACCACAAUCACAAUAAAUCAUGACGAGAUUUGCUCGAGCAACUGGUUCCAAAUCAAGCAAUGCUCGGGUCGUCGAAGAAGCUACUUCUUGGGCAGAGAUGAAGAAGCAACUCCUUGAAAACCAGGAAUCUGCUUCGCAGUCUUCAAAGGAAAUCCAAGAAAAAAUCGCAAAGGUCAAAUCAAAAAAAGUUGAGAAGGAGGCACCAAUCAGUGAAUGGGCUGAAUUUGAUUCAAACGCAUUAUUGAAACCAUCUUACUUGGAGCAGCAGAGUGAUACAGCAGGCUCAGCCGUUGAAAAGCCCGAAAUGAAAAAGAAGAAAAAUGUCGGCGAAAGAACUGAAUCAGCCAAAGAAAAAUCAAGUAAUACUGUAGGAAAGAAAAAACUGAAAUUGGCCAGUCCAUCAGGAUUUUCUCCUAAAUUGGACAAGGUUGCUGAAAUGGAAAAGAUCACACCUGAUGCGAAUGGUGGCUCUACUGUUGCUUCAAAAAAGAAGAUGAAGGGAAAGAAAAAUAAAAAAGAACCUGAUAUGUCCAAGAAAACUGGUGCAAUCGGAAACAAUUUAGUUUCUUCUGGGGGACAGAAAUUCGCCAAACCUGAAAACCAGGCAACUUCUAAGAAGAGACGUGCCGAAAAGCAGUUGGAAGGAACUGACCCCAAGCGAAGAAAACCACUAUCCGAAACCAUUUUUGUUGAUGGCAGAAGCAUAGAAAUUGAGAUUUAUGACGGCUUUCCUGUCCUGAAAGAAGAUGCGGCCAGGCUUAGGGAACUCUACAAGAAAAUGCUGAAAGAAGGUAUACCUAAAGCAGAGGCAAGGAAAGCCAUGAAGCUGGAGAGGAGGAGGGCAGAGAAAGCCUUGAGCAGGGAAAAGAAGAAAGUGUGCUUCCAUUGUCGACAGGCAGGCCACAUGAUGACUGAUUGCCCGAAGUUGUCAAGCGGCUCAUGCGAAGUGUGCUUCAAGUGUGGUUCCACAGAGCACAAAAGUCCCCAGUGCAAGGUCAGCCAAGGGAAUGACUUCAAGUUCAGCACUUGUUUCGUGUGCGGCGAGUCUGGACACAUUUCAAGGCAGUGUCCGGACAAUCCAAGGGGACUCUAUCCUCAAGGUGGUGGAUGCAGAAUUUGUGGCGACGUCACCCACUUGAAAAGGGACUGUCCGCAGUUGGUAGAGGAGCGUCAAGAGAAGACGGUGAGAGUGAGCAGCGUAGGAAACUACAACUCAAUUGAAGAUUUGGAUGAGAAAAAACCAGCACCUGCAGUCGCGUUGGGUGGCCCAAGAAAGAAUAAGCUUAUCAAAUUUUAAGGGUGUAUACAAUAAAACAUCAGUUUCCUAAA